AUGGAAAUCUUGCCUUCUGGCAACGCAGAAAUGCCGGAAGAGCACCAUAUCGUCAAGGCCGAUGAAGUCGAUCAGACUGGGACCGAUAUUUCACCAGUCUCCGAUGACCAGUUGAUGGAGGAGGUUGCGGAGGAAAUGCGACAAGAGCAAGCCCAAGAACAAGCUACUGAAGCAAUUCAGACGGUCGAAUCGAAUGAUAUUCAGCCCGAAAAGAACACCAAACGACCUGAACUGCGCCGAGACAACCCAAUAGCUCCUCCACCUCCGCUUCAGCCCCCUCCACCGGCCCCGGUACAGGAGAAUGCGGAACAACCCACGGAUUCCCUUAGCCUGGCCCAGUUGCGAAAACUUGUCCAGGACAUGCCAAAGGUGGAACAGCCGGCAUAUGCAUUUGAAUAUGCAGACUCGCAAGCAUUUCCGGAAGAGUUGAACGAGUGGUUCCAGUACAAUGAUUUCGACCGUGUUAUGUUGAAGGGUAUGAAGAUAACCUUCGAUCGCCAUUGGGCUACAUUUUGCCGAAACCAGAACUCAGGGACCCCGAAAUUGUCCUGGCUGGAUGCAUCUGACAAUAUGCGUCGGACUUUCAUAUCGCAGUCUCUCGACAAGCUCGAAUACCCUGAGACCUCAGUACGGCUAGACGCUUUGGAGAAUAUCUGUUACGCGGUUACCGGUGUCUGGGGCAUUACUGGUGGAAGACCGACGCCAGAAUAUCCCGCAGCACCGGACUCCAAGACUCUUAAAGAAUCACCACGGUUACAAUCGCUACAGAUCAAAUGGAUUGAAAAGAACGUUUCACUGAUUCAGCAGUGUGGAGGAAUUCCGUUGCUGGUGAAGAGGCUGUCCCAAUUGUUCGAUCGUAGCCGUCACUCACGGGGGCCUGAUGCAGACGGAUUGGAGUUUGAUCGACUUCACCCGGGCGAAAUCCCCGCAUCAGAACGUGAAGCCAACCUGGUGCUCACAUUGCUGUAUUUCUCAAUUGAGGUCGGUCGCAGAGAAGAGGCUCAAAACCCUCAAACUACCUCGAUCCGUGAUGCAUUAACCGAGUCCGACCUCUCCUUGCUGGUUACGAUUGUUGAAAUCAUCGCGCGGCUGCGAUGGGACGAAACCGCUAAUAUUCCUCUUACCCGCAUUAUUCUUCUGUUAUGGAAAUCUUUGCUUCUGGUAUUUGGUGGCAGUGCUCAAUUGAAGAAAGCCAAGGAGGUGUUGGAGCCAUCUUUGUCCUAUGAUGAUGAUUCCACGAACCGCCGAGGACCAUUCUUACAUGCAUCUCCCCUUGACUACCACGUUUUUCGUCAGGAGAUCACCUCAAAAUACCCCGCAUACAAUCCCCCACAACCCCUUGUUCCUCUAGAGCUGGACAACAAUUCUAUUCUGCCUCCUUUCCCACAGCAUCCUGCCAGAGCCAGCACCUCCAGUGGCUUGUUCUCUGGAGUCGGGCCGCCCAUCGCCGGCGGAAAUGGUUCUAUUCUUCAACAGGCUGUUCAUAUUGCAACUCCGGCACCAUCCCCACCUCCAUCACCAGGUGGGCCUGGAGGCAAAGGCGGCAAGAAGCAAAAUUACCAGACCAACCAAAACUUCCCGCUGAUGUACCCUCCUUUAGAUGACACCAGCAACAAAAUUGGUGGCAAAGGUACUACUGAACGGCAGGAUGUUCUGGUUGGAAAACGGUGGGACGGCAGCGAUGUUCCUGCAUCAAUCAUCGAGGCCGGCCGAUUGUUUUCUACUCAUGUCAAAAUGGCACGGUCAAUGAGACAGAUGUGGGAGGAGCGUGAGAAUUUUAUGAAAUAUGACCGAGGUUGGAACUUUGACACUGGCCACCGAAAAUUCGGCUGUGUAUCGCCCGAAGACCUACAGGAUGAUUUGGAUCGAUUAAACCUGUCCAACUCUGAAGCAUCUCAGGCCAAGAACUCCACGAACGAAACGGAUGAUCCGGAUAUUCAACGACGACUGGAUGCUGUAGAGAGCUUCUAUGCUCAAACACUAUCCAACCUCCAGUCGAUUACAAUUGUCUUCUUGAAGAUUAUUCUGACCAAUGUCAGUGCUGUGGUUAACCAGGCGAAUUCCCAACCUUCGCAGAGCAUGAGCAAUGGGCACAGUCUUGAUGGGUCAGCGGAGUUUUUCCCUGAUACUUCUGUCGACGAGCUUGAUAACAUUCGGCUGCGGGAGAUCACCUCCAAGGCUGUUUCGGGCACUUUGCUUCUUCUGGUGAAGUGGUUCAAACGAUCCCAUGUCAUGAAGUUUGAGUAUAUGACACAGCUCUUGCUGGAUUCAAACUAUUUGCCCUUGAUUCUGAAGAUGUUUGCUCAUCAAGAUGUGGACCAAACGGUGGCACAGAAGAAUGACCGUGAUGACCUAUCUUUCUUCCAUUUCUGCCGUGAGAAUGCCGAUCACCCAUCAGAUCUCGAGCCUGAUUGUGGAGACACCGAAAGCGAGGACGAAGCGGCGCCUCCACCAAUCUCCCGACGUCGCCCUAAUCUGUUCCGAGCAGACACCUCAGUGCGAAACCUUUCAACCGAGGAAAAUAUUACCGGAUUAGAUGGCCCUCCUCGACCGGAAGUCGACGAACUAGGCUACCCAACAGCGCCUCUCCCCAAGGAGCCUAUUACUGUGUUCUCAUUCCGCAACUUCUUCUCCGCCAUCAACUACCUCCACAUCAUGCAAAAGAUCACACGCGACAAAGCACAUCGCUGCCUACUUCUCGUGCAGUACAAAUCCAGCACAAUCUUACGAAAGGGUCUCAAAAUCCCUGACCCCUAUCUCCGAUUUUACACUCUCAAACUCUUCAAAUCACAAGUCCCGUACUGUGGCCGGAAAUGGCGCCAGAGUAACAUGCGCGUUAUCACCGCUAUCUACCUGUAUUGCAAGCCCGAGCUCCGGGAUGAUUGGCUUGCGGGCUCGGAUGUCGAAGGUGAUGUCGAAGUGGCGUUGCCAUUGGAACAGGCUCUUCGGGGACUAACACACUGGUGGCAUUUACGCAAGUACAAAGAUGUUAUGGGUGGUCCUGAAGGUACCGCCAUCAUGGAAGAGGAGAGAGAUUUCUUCGUUCGGGAAUUGGAGUCGAUGGGAUGGGGGUUUGCUGAUGAUGUGGUUGGUGAGGAUUCAGAUGUGAGUAACCCUAUGGUGAAUGGGACGGAGUGGGAUGGUGGACUGCAAACCGAGGGCUGGCCAUGA
Messenger RNA from Penicillium odoratum, 3171 nucleotides. RefSeq names its product FAR11/STRIP family protein. Gene Ontology annotation, biological process: cytoskeleton organization. The coding region runs from base 1 to 3171 and encodes 1056 amino acids. NCBI's taxonomy places the organism in Eukaryota, Fungi, Ascomycota, Eurotiomycetes, Eurotiales, Aspergillaceae. Gene Ontology annotation, cellular component: cytosol. The transcript is spliced from 5 exons. The record is from RefSeq and is a predicted model, not a curated record.